This is a messenger RNA of Synchiropus splendidus (mandarinfish), 5032 nucleotides long. Its product is annotated as band 4.1-like protein 1. The transcript has 25 exons. The record is from RefSeq and is a predicted model, not a curated record. The coding region runs from base 333 to 3743 and encodes 1136 amino acids. Gene Ontology annotation, biological process: cortical actin cytoskeleton organization. Gene Ontology annotation, cellular component: cytoskeleton; plasma membrane. Gene Ontology annotation, molecular function: actin binding; structural molecule activity. NCBI's taxonomy places the organism in Eukaryota, Metazoa, Chordata, Actinopteri, Syngnathiformes, Callionymidae.
CGUCGAAGAAACCGAGGAAGAACGUCACAGAGUGACCGAAGCUUGAACCACCUGCUCCUCGUCAGACGUUUGACAGCCAGUGACCUGGAGGCGGGGUGAAGUAGGCGGUGAGGAUGCUGCGUGUCACUCGCCUCGCGCCUCACGCACGACGCACGGAGUUUCCUCCAGCGUGAACGCCCCUCCACGCGCGUCCGUCCUCGCCGGCUCGCGCCUCUCCUCUCCCCGCCUGCAGGGCGACAUCUCGGGCUGCGGAGGGACGGAGCUCCGCUCGCUCCUGGAUGAUCGGAGUCUGACGCUUGACACUCGGUUCUGCAGGACUGCAAUCCAUCUCUAUGACAACAGAGAAAGCUCCGGCUGGGGAGAUGAAGAGCGCCAUGGAGGGUGACGGCAGGAGAACCAAUCAGCAGAUCCCAGAUGACCAGGGCGACAUGGACGACAGCUCAGAGAAGACCCCCAGCAAGGCCUCCAAGUCUCCGCAGAAGAGCAGCAAGAGGCCAAAGACUGUCCCAGUGAAAGUCAUGCUGCUGGAUGGGUCCGAAUAUGACACUGCAGUCGAGAAAUUUGCCAAAGGCCAAACGCUGCUGGACAUGGUGUGUGGCCAUCUGAACCUGCUGGAGAGAGACUACUUUGGCCUGAGCUUCGUGGACACAGACACUUCCAAGAACUGGUUGGAUCCGUCCAAAGAGAUCAAGAAGCAAAUUCGAGUGGGCUCCUGGACUUUUGGGUUUUCGGUCAAGUUCUACCCACCGGACCCUUCUGUUCUCAUAGAGGACAUCACCAGGUACUACCUGUGCCUACAGUUGAGGGAUGACAUCCUGUCGGGCCGGCUGCCCUGCUCAUUCGUCACCCACGCCCUCCUGGGCUCCUACACGGUCCAGGCUGAAUUAGGAGAUUACGAGCCAGAGGACCAUGGGCCAGAUUACGUUAGUGAUUUCCAAUUUGCUCCCAACCAGACGCGCGAGCUGGAGGAGCGGGUGAUGGAGCUGCACCGAAACUACAGGGGCAUGAGUCCGGCUGAGGCCGAGGUGAACUUCCUGGAGAAUGCCAAGAAGCUGUCCAUGUACGGAGUGGACCUGCACCAGGCGAAGGACUCGGAGGGAAUCGACAUCAUGCUCGGAGUCAGCGCCAACGGUCUCCUCAUCUACCGGGAUCGUCUGAGGAUCAACCGCUUUGCCUGGCCCAAGAUCCUCAAGAUCUCCUACAAGAGGAGCAACUUCUACAUCAAGAUCCGUCCAGGCGAGUACGAACAGUUUGAAAGCACCAUUGGCUUCAAGCUGCCCAACCACCGGGCCUCGAAGCGGCUGUGGAAGGUUUGCAUUGAGCACCACACCUUCUUCAGGUUGGUUUCUCCAGAGCCUCCCCCCAAGGGCUUCCUGGUGAUCGGUUCCAAGUUCCGCUACAGUGGGCGGACGCAGGCCCAGACCAGACAGGCCAGUGCUCUGAUCGACAGGCCGGCCCCGCUGUUUGAUCGCUCCGUCAGCAAGCGCUACCUCUUUCCACGAAGCAUCGACGGAGCGUCCACACUGGGCGACAGCACCGACCAGCUGUCUCAGCGGAGCUCCAGUGAGCGGACACAGUUCAUGUCCAGGGAGGACCUGGACCAGGAGGGCAGCCUGGAUCUGGAUCACAGCCACUGCCAGGACCAGGAACAAGACCAGUUCACUGACCAGGAGCUGGAGAUGCCGGAGGACGGCUGCAACAUGUCGACGCCAAACAAGACGUUGGAGAUCAAGGGCGAGGAGGCAGACUCGCGUCUAGACUCAAAAGCAGAGGAUCUGACCCCUCCGCGGCCCAAACAAGAGCAAUUCCUGGACAAGCCGGACGAUGUCCUGCAGAAGCACCAGGCCAGCAUCAAUGAGCUGAAACGUGCCCUCAAGCAGCCCAACAGCAAAACCCAGAGAGACAAGCGGGUUUCCUCUGCGACUCCUCCGAGCGGAACCCCGGAGCGGAAAGCGGCCACUGCUGACGCCAAAUUGAUUGAAGGAGCGCUGGAUACAUUGUUGCUUGAGGAGCAGAAUGCACGCCUCUGUUUGGAAGCUCAAACGUGUCCGACAGCAACCGGAAGAGGAGCAGGAGGUGAUGUGGUCGCGACCCGCAAACAUCAGGGUUCUGUUUUAGGCCAUUCAGUCUAUGAGAACGGGUUUGAGUCCCCGAGUGACGCACGGAGAGACUGUGAGAGCCACGGACAGACAGACUGGGUGCAUCUGUCCAACGGUAAGGCAGAGAGGACGGCGCCGGACACCCGGACCCCAGAGUCGUGGAAAGCCCGAGACUUGUGUCCUGCGGCGUCAAAAGACACACGCUCAGAAGUCACCAGAAUAGUUCCCCUGAAGCCGCAGAGAUCCAAGAAAUCUUUGAACAAAGAGGGUAAAGACGCCACGAUCCCCGAGCGGCAGUCUGAUCCCUGCGACUUUGCAGCAGCCGGUUACGAACAGAUGAAGAAAUCCUGUGAGGCUCGGAGGAGUUUAGAUGGGAACGCGGCGCUACAAGCCACGGUGGGCGUGCCCAACAAUCUCAGCGAAGCUUCCAUCCCGUCCCUCCAGCAACAGCAGGAGCUCAGAGAUUCCACAGGACAGCGGGCGCCGGGGCAUUUUCCCCACAACUCUCUGCCGAAAUGUCCCAAAGCUCCACCUCGAUCCCUCCCCCUGACAACGCAGUGGACCCGAGACAAGCAAAGCAAGGUGGACGUCAGUCACAUCCACCACAGGAUCCCCGAACCAGACGCCAAACGGAAGCAAGCGGACACGCCCCCCACUCCUGCGAUCCACGAGGAGCACCACAGUGAAGCCUCAAAGGAGCCGUGGGAGAAACGUUUAGGCUCCGUCUCUGAAGACGACCAGGACCAUGAGAUCCUGUACCUGAAGGAGACCCACCUGGGCAUCGAGCGUAAAUGCUCCAGCAUCACAGUGAGCUCCACGUCCAGCCUGGAGGCCGAGGUGGACUUCACCGUCCUCACCGACCUGCACACCGGCAUGGAGGAGUUCUCCCGCGGGAUGUCAGAGCUGGGCGAGCGAGAUCUGUCCCCAGACCGCGGCCUCUGCAUGGGAAUUGACUUCCUCCAGCAACAGCCAGCGCCUGCCUCUGAAACACCCCCACCUCUGGUAGCGGCCCCUCCAUCCCGAGGCGUCACCGGCAACAGCCCUCCGACCAGAAACAUUCCACCUGAAGAAGUCCGGCCUGAGGUCAAGCGUCCGGAUGCUCAGCCCAUCGUGCCCAAGAAGCCGAAGCGCUCCGUGCCUGUGUCCUCAUCGGUGGACAGAGGAGAGCACAAAGAGGGCAGCCGCAUCUCCACUCAGGAUGUCAUCAUCACGCCCGCCGUGAGGAAGACGGACGUCCGGACGGAGACUCAGCCCAACGGGUCGGAGGUCACCACCACCAUCGUGGAGUUCACGGAUCAGGAUCACGGCAUCAUGAGUCGGAGCGAAGUGUCUUUCUCUACACGCCAGAGCGUCUCUCCAGUGCACAUGGCCAGGGAGUCCUCUGGGUCUCCCAUUCUUGUCACGGAAAACGUUACCUCUGCAACCACACAUGUAUCCAAGACUGUGAAAGGGGGCUACUCAGAGACCAGGAUUGAGAAGAGGAUCAUCAUCACAGGGGACGACGACGUGGACCAGGAGCAGGCUCUGGCCAUAGCCAUUCAGGAAGCCCGGCAGCAGCACCCAGACAUGCUGGUGACCAAGGCUGUCGUUGUCAGGGAAACAGAAUCAUCGUCCGAAGAGCGACGAGGUGCAUCCCAGUCCUGACUCUCCAAAGCAACAGUGACCCCCGCUGGACUGGAGGAAGAUUUGGAACGCCACGCAGCAAGAGCUCCCACACCCCUGGACAGAGGGACUGGCUCAGACUCAAGGACUCCUCUCUGAUCUGCUUUGUUUGGAACUGCACUUGUGAUUUGAUUUGUUAUGGAAGCGCUCUCCACAAACCAGCUGGAGAAGCGCCUCCAAACACCAACCUCCUGUACAACAUCUCAAACACUCGGUUUAACUAACUCCUUAAUAUGACGACUCAGUAGCACCACCAUCUCACAAAAACUGGAAAUGACACACAACUAAAGGAAACUGGAACAAAAGCUUUUAGCCUCUAGUCAGAAACACAAGUGACUCCUUGGAAAUGAAUGUCAUAUAGAAUAAAGAUCUGCCUGUGGUGAAGACACAACGACAGUUUGUCAUCGCAAAGUCCACAAGAGCACAGCACCAACUGAACCUAAACUCUCAUACAUUUCAACAGUCGCACACUUGGUUACAGCACCUCAUGCAAAGCUGCAUACGUGUCCAAAGAAUGACACACCUCCAUUUACGCUGUAACACAAACGCAACUGUCGACAAGCUUCAGUACCUUCUCAGAGCCGGAUGGCCUCACUUCCUGAUCAAUGUGAGCCAAGAACUGCGACUACCAUUCUUUCACUGCUUCUCAAACACAACAUUGAAACAUGAGAAGCCUGUGCACUGAACAAAAGUUAGUGUGAAGUUAAGCUUUAAGCCUUGAAAGUACAAUGUAUCUAAUGUCUGGUAACCUGAACAACAAACCAGAAGGCCUUCUUUUUACUUGCUUCCCUCACACAGAACUCAAGCCACACUUCCUGGUGUUAGAAAGAGAGGGCCACUGACUCACUGUUCCAACCGAGCUCAGCCAGAACGACGCCACAUACCUUCCACUUCCUUGGCUGACCGGAGCGACGCUGGUUGCCUGGGUGCAUUUCCAACAAGAAUCCCAAUAGAGGCUAGACUUUACAUGUUUGUGGUGACAUGUGCCGUUUCUUAUUUCAGUUCCUAAUGGGUGACAAGAAAGUCUUGUACUGUUUGGUAGCUAGUGAAAUUGUUAGUGAAAUGGACUGCAGGGAGCACCUGUGCAAGCGCUUGCGCUGCUCAUCCAAGGUCACGUCUGCUCGUGACGCGCGGCCCCGGACCACUCCCUCUUCCUGCGCGGCCUCCAGCUGCUGCCCCCUGUUGCUGUGUCUUUGCUGUACAUUGUACUUGCUUUCUUCUGAAGUGAAUAAACUGGAAAGAGAUGCCUCCUCUGUCAGCCUGUUAGUUCA